CAACACUGCUUCCUGUGUCUGUAAUGAUGAGGUAUAUGUAGCUUUACAGAAAUGUAAGCGUGUCCCUUUAGCAACAUAUUUGUCCAUUAUCACAGGGUUUUAGUUUUUUAGAAAAACCCAUAGAACGGAAGAUGGCUUAUUUAACAAACAACCCGGCUGAUGAAAACAGGUACUUGUGUAUAUAUCCAGCCUACAUUAACAGUAAAAAGAGCUUAGCAGAGGGUCGAAGAAUACCACAAGAAAAGGCUGUGGAAAACCCUUCCUGUGCUGAAAUCAAGGAUGUACUAACUGCGGCAGGAUUGAAUGUCAGAGUUGAGAACAAGCUGUAUCCAAGGGAAUGGAAUAGAGAUGUACAGUUCAGAGGAAGAGUACGAGUUCAAAUCAAACGAGAUGAUGGAAGUUUGUGUCAAGACAAAUUUACCUCCAAAAAAGAUGUUAUGCUCUAUCUGGCUGAGAUGAUUCCAAAGUUAAAGACAAGAACACAGAAAAGUGGAGGAAGUGACACAGGAGCGCAACAAGGAGAAGGAGGGAAGAAAGGGAAGAAGAAGAAGAAGUAACAAUAAGAAGCCCCUGAAGAUUUAUUGAUACAAGCAUAAAAAUUCUUAUUUUACGGUUGUUUAUGAUUCUGUUCCAUUUCUUGACAAUACAGAAUAUACACUAGGCCUUAACAGUUCUGUCACUUUUCAAGUUUCAAGUUUUGUGGACAUGAUCAAUGUUCAUCAUUAAAUCAUAAACAAAAUCUAAUCAGCAACUAAAUUUUAUUUAAACCUCUACACUUCUGAUGUUUGUAUUGUUUUAGUUAUAUUACAGUAUUAAACAUUUCAAAUGAA
This is a messenger RNA of Hemibagrus wyckioides, 830 nucleotides long. RefSeq names its product signal recognition particle 19 (gene srp19). The transcript has 5 exons. The coding region runs from base 132 to 557 and encodes 141 amino acids. Gene Ontology annotation, cellular component: signal recognition particle, endoplasmic reticulum targeting. Lineage: Eukaryota; Metazoa; Chordata; Actinopteri; Siluriformes; Bagridae. The record is from RefSeq and is a predicted model, not a curated record. Gene Ontology annotation, molecular function: 7S RNA binding. Gene Ontology annotation, biological process: SRP-dependent cotranslational protein targeting to membrane; SRP-dependent cotranslational protein targeting to membrane, signal sequence recognition.